AGAUAUAAACCCUUCCAGGUAGCAAGUUGUCAUCAGUUUUCCACGAUGGUUCUGUUUUCAGUUCUCUACUUAGUACUUUGGCCAGCUAGCUCUUUGGCUGCUCUUCCCCGAGAUUGGCAAGCUUGCAAAGUUGGAUCUAAUGAUUGUAUUUUGAAGUCUGUUAAUGCUGCUCUGCAAUCUUUGAAGAAUGGGUGCUACGGUCCUGCAAGAAGCCGGACCUCCUUUACUACAGCCAACCAAUCUCCACAGUCUUUGCUGCUUCCCUCCAUCUUCGAACGUCCAGCUACCUCAGUUCGAAAUAAACAAUUAGGAAUUGGACCAAUAGAUCCUCUCAGAAUAAUGUCAAUGAAAAUGGACCAAGGCUCGGGAGCAGUUAGUGUUAAAUUGGAAUUUCAAGACUUGGAUAUCUUUGGUCUAUCUUCCUGCAACGCGACUGCCAUUAAGAAUAAUAAUUGGAAGACACUUGAAGGACAAGCUAUCUGUAAAACAUUUGAUAUGACGGGGAACUACAAAGCUAAUGGCAAAGUAUUAUCCCUACCGAUAUCAGGAAAUGGAGACUUUGAUCUACACUUUGAUAUGAUGGAAGCCAAUAUAACCAUCCAUUUAAAAGAAAGUUUCAAUAAAGGUAAAAAAUACUUUGAAGUGUCUUCCUUGAACUUAAUCGUGAAUCCAAACAAUGCAACAUUUUAUUUUGAAAAUCUCUUUGAUGGGGACGAAGUAUUAAGUGAAAAUAUGAAUACGUUCUUAAAUGAAAAUUCUGAAAUAAUCAUAAAAGAACUGAAUCCAUCUUUUUCUAAAGGGCUGUCACAAGCGUUAUUUCAAAUAACUAGUCAAAUAUUUUCCAAAAUUCCAUCGAAUGAAAUCAAUAUUCAUUAAUGAAACGAAAAGUUAAACUGUUUAGUUCUAUUAUAGCUUUUUUCCUCUACAGUACUUAUGGAUAUGUUUAGUAGCUUGUUAUUGUUUUAAUAAAAACAUUUAAAAAUGAACUGAAAGAAUUACUCGAUUUAAUUUUUAAUGGUAUUAAUAAAUGGUCUUGAUGAAUUGUAUCCUACCUUCUGAAUAUACAGUAUAUACCACAGGUUGGCACUCUGCGGCAUUGAGGCCUCAUGUGACCUACAUGAGCUAGCUGCGGCCUCUGUUUUUGAGCGAUAUUCAUUAAUCUAGUGCUAGAAUUAAUUAAUAUUUAACUAUUCAGGUUAGUAAAUUGUUUAAAUUAAUAGAAUUAAAUUGAAUAUAAGCAUAGAAUAGUAUUCAAUAAUAAAUAGAAAUAAACAUAGAGACUAUAAAAUAAAAAAA
Messenger RNA from Nezara viridula (southern green stink bug), 1296 nucleotides. The record is from the annotation of a GenBank genome assembly. Lineage: Eukaryota; Metazoa; Arthropoda; Insecta; Hemiptera; Pentatomidae.